This is a messenger RNA of Gadus macrocephalus (Pacific cod), 2402 nucleotides long. It is a transcript of the gene cytip, whose product is annotated as cytohesin 1 interacting protein. The record is from RefSeq and is a predicted model, not a curated record. The coding region runs from base 183 to 1319 and encodes 378 amino acids. Lineage: Eukaryota; Metazoa; Chordata; Actinopteri; Gadiformes; Gadidae. Gene Ontology annotation, molecular function: protein binding. The transcript has 8 exons.
GUGCUGUGCAGAGGUACCGCUAACCCCACAGAAGUCACAUGACCUGGAUUUCCGCUCCGCUACUCUUAAAGCUGCAGCCAACCAAGGGGUGAAUCUAGAGCAGAGCAGACAGGUCAGGAAGAAGCAGGGACCUUAUGGUCCUCUGAGCACAGUGAUAACCAUCUAGCCAUCUAGUCUAAACCAUGCAGACCACCACUAACCUCAACCUCGGCCUGGCCCGGCAGGACAGCUGUGUGCUGGACAACCACCCGAGGAAGAAGGGCCAUUUGUGGAGCUGGCGCUCCAGAAAGGGGAGCGUCGACGAGACGCAGCCCGAGGCCGGGACGCUGCCCCGGGGUUGGAGGCAGAAACAACAAAACUCGUUGGUGGAUUACUCCGACCCUCUCAGGACAAUGUGCACAUUGGAGAAGCAAGACAACGAAUCAUUUGGAUUUGAAAUUCAGACCUACGGGCUGCAGCCAAGCCACACAUCCACGGUAGAGAUGUGCACUUUUAUUUGCAUGGUGCACAAGGACAGUAUUGCAGACUGUGCUGGGCUGACCACAGGUGAUGUUAUCCUCACUGUGAACGGGUGGAGCAUCGAAGGAUCGCCUCAUCAACAGGUAGUGGACGCCGUGCGGCAAUCCACCAACAUACUGAAGAUAGAGACGACGUUUGGUACCAUCAUGAAGAGGAUUGAGCUGGAGAAGAAAAGGAACUUAAUGAAGAAAACACUACGAGAGAAAUGGGAGGAGCUACAGACGCUUUUGUUACAGGAAGCGCGUCUCACGCACGACUCCACAGACAGCACUCCAACUCCCUCCACUGACUCGCUGGUGUCUCCCGACGGCUUCGUGGGCGGUGGCGGUCCUGGUGGUCCGAGGGACAGCAGCUACUGGAGCGCGGCGUCGGAGGACGGCGACCAGGCCAGCGUGUUCGGGGACGCCGGGUUCUCCCCGAGCCCCGUCAGCGCGCCCGGCGACAGCGACGACUGCUUCUUCUCUCAGGGGUUCGAAGACCGCCAGGAAUCCAGGAGGAAGCUCAAGUCUUCCGGGUCCUUCUGUGUCCGUGUCGUGGACCGCACCAGCAGCUCCGGGAGCAGCUCGUCGUCCCCGUCCUACUGGGACGACCGCAGGGCCUCCAGCGCGUUCGGGACCCUCCCGAGGAAAGGGAGGAAAGGCAGCGUCCGCAGACACCUCCUGAAACUCAUACCCGGCUUCAGUCGCUCGCUCGACCAAGACGUCGUGGAGGAACUGGAUCCAGACAGACCAUGUCGCCUGGACAGGGUCUUCAGCGACGGACAGUAUCAACAGAAAAAGGCAACAAAGUCCUUUUCUUGAGGCAGAAGGAAGCGAAAAGACACUUAUUAUGUGUGUGGCUGUGUAGGUCAGUUCGUCUGAAGGUCAGGAAGACUGGAGUGCUCAGUGUCAGUGUUUUGAAUGUGAAAAGAUGAUGAAGGCUUAAGGACUUUCUGUAAGCAUUCAGAUUGCAUUUGUGGAGUGAGUCAAGGUCUGCUUUGCCUUGAAUGAGAGGCGUUUGUUAUAAAAUGAUAAGCAUUAACUAUUAACACAUUAACUAUGACCAUACUCUCCUUAUACUCAGACGCAGCUUUCAGGGUUAUGUUAGUGUAUGUCUAAUGUAUGUUGACCCUCACCUGGAGCAGAGCAUAGUGAAUGUAACCAAUGAGCAUCAAGCCCUAUCUUUUUCUCAAGUAUCAAUGAAAGUCUCUGAGGACGAGUGUAGCCUGUAGCCUAUAGGUCGAAAUAAAGGUCAUCCAUCUGGUCUAUACAUUAGGCUACAUGGAAAAAAUUUACUUGCAUAUCAGAAAUACAAAUUUGUAAUUAUCAUCAUGACUUCGUCAUGCAUUAUUGUGUAACCAUUUCAUAUAAUCUUAAAUCUGAUGCUUGUAUAAAAAGGCGUUUGUAAUGAAAUGACGUUUGUGAAAUUGAAAUGAGUGUUUGGGGUAUUUGAGAAUACUCUUAGACGAGAUGGAUACUUUCCAGCGUGGGAGACAGUGCAUGUAGCCUACCGUGUGAUAACUUGAAGCCGACAUAUUCUAACCAUAUGAGAGUGUCUUCUCCACAGCUGCAGGAUGUGGCAUAGGUAAGGAGGGCAACCUACUUGAGGACCUUAGCAAGCAAAAAUAUACUGCACAUUAUCCGUUUGUAACUUUUUCCUUUUUUUCUCGUUUUUUUUAACAAAGAAUGGUAAUUCUUUUAAAUGCGUUCAAACCGUUUAGAAAACAUAGUGUUUCUAGGUUUUAACCAGCAGAUGGCGACGCACACCCGUUAUAUUUGAACGCACCCUUAUGUUUUUCAGUCUUGUGCUUCUCAAUAGCUCAGAUGCUGAACAUGUUUAUGGGGUAAAGCGAUUUGCGAAAAUGUCUCUUUGCAUUUUCCUUGUCUGAAUAAAGAAUUAAACAA